AUGCUUUCCUCGACUUUACGUUCAGUUAGAUCUCAAUCUAAGAGAUUACCUGUUUUUGUUAGAACUUAUGCUGUUUCACCAACAGCUCAAGCAUUGAUUUCUAAAUCAGUCGAAGAAGUUGACCCUGAAAUGGCUGACAUUUUAAAUCAAGAAAGAACUAGACAAAAGAACUCAAUUACUUUGAUUCCUUCUGAAAAUUUUACAUCCAAAGCCGUUAUGGAUUUAUUGGGUUCUGAAAUGCAAAACAAAUAUUCUGAAGGUUACCCUGGUGAACGUUAUUACGGUGGUAAUGAAAUUAUUGACAAGGCUGAAGCAUUGUGUCAAAAGAGAGCUUUGGAAGCAUUCAAUUUGGAUCCAAACGAAUGGGGUGUCAAUGUUCAACCAUUAUCCGGUGCUCCAGCAAACUUGUAUGCCUAUAGUGCUAUUUUGGAAGUUGGUGACAGAAUCAUGGGGUUGGAUUUACCACACGGUGGUCAUUUAUCUCACGGUUACCAAACCAACACCACUAAAAUUUCUUACAUUUCCAAAUAUUUUCAAACUAUGCCUUAUAGAUUAAAUGAAGAAACUGGUAUUAUUGAUUAUGAUACUUUGGAAAAGAAUGCCCAAUUAUUCAGACCAAAAGUUAUUGUUGCUGGUGCCUCUGCUUACUCAAGAGUUAUUGACUACAAGAGAAUGAAACAAAUUGCCGAUAAAGUUGGUGCUUACUUGAUGUCUGAUAUGGCCCAUAUUUCCGGUUUGGUUUCUGCUGGCGUCACUGAUUCUCCAUUCCCAUACUCUGACAUUGUCACUACCACCACCCAUAAAUCCUUAAGAGGUCCAAGAGGUGCCAUGAUUUUCUUCAGAAAAGGUAUCAGAAAGGUUACCAAAAAGGGUAAAGAAAUUCCAUAUGAAUUGGAAAGAAAAAUCAACUUUUCUGUUUUCCCAGGUCACCAAGGUGGUCCACACAACCACACUAUUUCUGCAUUAGCUGUUGCUUUGAAACAAUGUAGUGCUCCAGAAUACAAACAAUACCAACAAGAUGUUAUCUCCAACGCUAAACAUUUUGCUGAUGCUUUAGUUUCCAAAGGAUUCAAAUUGGUCUCUGAUGGUACUGAUACCCAUUUAAUUUUGGUUGACUUGAGAUCUAGAAACAUUGAUGGUGCUAGAGUUGAAGCUGUUUUGGAAAGAGCCAACAUUGCUGCCAACAAGAACACCGUUCCAGGUGAUGUUUCUGCUUUAUUCCCAUCUGGUUUGAGAGUUGGUACUCCAGCCAUGACCACUAGAGGUUUUGGACCAGAAGAAUUUGACAAAGUUGCUGAAUUCAUUGACAAAGCUGUCAACAUUGCCAUUGAAUUGAAAGCUCAAGAACAAGGUAAAGUUCCAAAGGAAUUGUUAGCUUCUUUCAAGAAAUUGGCUGAUGAAAGUGAUAAAGUUAAAGAAUUGGAUCAAGAAGUUGUCUCUUGGGUCAGCAAAUACCCUGUCCCAGGUGAAUUGUAA
Molecule: messenger RNA, 1476 nt
Organism: Candida tropicalis MYA-3404
Lineage: Eukaryota; Fungi; Ascomycota; Pichiomycetes; Serinales; Debaryomycetaceae
Gene: SHM1
Product: glycine hydroxymethyltransferase
Exons: 1
Coding region: 1-1476 (491 amino acids)
Biological process (GO): tetrahydrofolate interconversion; folic acid metabolic process; L-serine catabolic process
Cellular component (GO): cytoplasm
Molecular function (GO): pyridoxal phosphate binding; glycine hydroxymethyltransferase activity; zinc ion binding
Source: RefSeq, a predicted model, not a curated record